AGAGACCUGUUUCCAUAGACAACACUAAAACCUAUAUUCUUUACCAAAAAAGAAUUAUUUGCAAAAUUUAAACUUAAAAAUCAUAAUAGAAUCAUAUGUAUCUCAACACAAACCAGGUCUAAACUUUGUUCACCAGUAUUUAUUAAUUCAUUAAAUAAGUGUUUAGUAGUAGUACUACUUAUUUAAUAGCUUUUCAGCUGCAUUUGGAAUCAAUCAUCUACCUCUUUGAUUGAACCCUAGCUGACUCUCUCUCUCUCAUCAACACAAAGUUUCAAUCUUUCAGGUGAUUUGAUCGUGAGAUGAAUCAAGAAUUUGGAGCUGCAAUCAGUAGAGAGGAACUUGUGAAUGCUUGAAGACUGUGUUGGGAUAAAUGUUUAAUGCGUGGAAGAAAUUCAAUUGGUCGAGUUGUUCAAUCGUGGAAAGCAUGUUUUUGGGAAACAACAAAGCCUAAGGUAGCCUUGAAUUCUCCCGAAAAAGGGUCACUUGCUCAAAAUGGAUCAUCAUGGAAAUGGACAGCCUCCAGGUAUUGGAGUCGUUUCUAGCUCAGCUCCAAUAUAUGGUGCUCCAUACCAAGCUAACCAAAUGGCAGGGCCGUCUCCUCCUGCAGUUUCAGCUGGCGCAAUUCAAUCUCCUCAAACAGCUGGUCUUUCUGCUUCCUCAGCCCAGAUGGCACAACAUCAGCUCGCUUAUCAGCACAUUCAUCAGCAGCAACAACAACAAUUGCAGCAGCAACUCCAAACUUUCUGGGCAAAUCAAUAUCAAGAAAUCGAGCAUGUUACUGAUUUCAAGAAUCAUAGCCUGCCAUUGGCAAGGAUCAAGAAAAUCAUGAAAGCAGAUGAAGAUGUUAGAAUGAUUUCUGCAGAAGCACCAGUUAUAUUUGCUCGUGCCUGUGAGAUGUUCAUACUUGAGUUGACACUGCGUGCAUGGAACCACACCGAGGAGAACAAAAGGAGGACACUGCAGAAAAAUGAUAUCGCAGCAGCCAUAACAAGGACUGACAUAUUUGAUUUCUUAGUUGACAUUGUACCAAGGGAGGACUUGAAAGAUGAGGUGCUUGCAUCAAUUCCUAGAGGAACCCUUCCUGUUGGAGGCCCGACUGAGGGUCUGCCAUUCUAUUAUGGCAUGCCACCGCAGUCUGCUCCACCGGUUGGAGCUUCAGGGAUGUACAUGGGAAAGCCUGUUGAUCAAGCUCUUUAUGCUCAGCAGCCCCGUCCAUAUAUGGCUCAGCCAAUUUGGCCCCAGCAACAACCACCACCCUCAGAUUCUUAAGCAGCUCAAAGCUUUAGUUCACAGUAAGCCAGGAGCGUAGUAGCAGAGAGUAGUCCAAGUAGCAAAGUACUGGAGAACACACCAGAGGGAUAGCAGUCUGCAUACUUUGAACUCUUUAAUAUAUAGACAUGAAGCACCAGUUGUUGAAAGUUAAGUGUUCCUUAGUGUUAGCUUAAACUUCAUACAGUGAGCUUGAUGUUUUUUAGUUUAUGUUCUGAGUGGUAAUCUUUUGUGAAUUAUAAAGUAAAACCUGGGUUUAGGUUGCUUAUGUGCAUAUCUAUCUAUCUCCCUUUCUGCCUC
Molecule: messenger RNA, 1569 nt
Organism: Nicotiana tabacum (common tobacco)
Lineage: Eukaryota; Viridiplantae; Streptophyta; Magnoliopsida; Solanales; Solanaceae
Product: nuclear transcription factor Y subunit C-9-like
Biological process (GO): regulation of transcription by RNA polymerase II
Cellular component (GO): nucleus
Molecular function (GO): DNA-binding transcription factor activity, RNA polymerase II-specific; RNA polymerase II cis-regulatory region sequence-specific DNA binding; protein heterodimerization activity
Source: RefSeq, a predicted model, not a curated record